This is a messenger RNA of Sinocyclocheilus grahami, 701 nucleotides long. RefSeq names its product WW domain containing adaptor with coiled-coil b (gene wacb). Gene Ontology annotation, cellular component: nucleus. Gene Ontology annotation, molecular function: RNA polymerase II complex binding; chromatin binding. Lineage: Eukaryota; Metazoa; Chordata; Actinopteri; Cypriniformes; Cyprinidae. The transcript has 5 exons. The record is from RefSeq and is a predicted model, not a curated record. The annotation marks the transcript as partial. Gene Ontology annotation, biological process: positive regulation of TORC1 signaling; regulation of autophagy.
ACUCAUCCCUAUCCCUAAUGUUCUUUCAGACGACAGAUUUCCCUGCUCUCUCCUUGAUAUGUCUGCAUAUUUCCUGUCUCUUUCAGCCCCGUGAGCCAGCGGAUGAUUGGUCGGAGCAUAUCAGUUCAUCUGGCAAGAAGUACUACUAUAACUGUAGGACAGAGGUCUCUCAGUGGGAGAAACCUAAAGAAUGGCUGGAGAGAGAACAAAGGCAGAGAGAAGGUGCCAAGACUGUGGUUAACAGCUUUCCCAAAGACAGAGACUACAGACAAGAGGCGAUGCAGGCCAGUGCCACAAGUGCCCUCAGUAGUACAAAAUCUACUUUAGCGGAGAAGCCAUUAUCAAACUCUGGUUAUUCUCAGCCUUUGUCCAUAAACCCCUCCAGCACAUCCAGCUCCUCCUCGUCCUCCACAGUGCCUGUGUCUCCUGCCCUGCAAGCUUCAGCCUCCACUCUGCUCCAGGACCCAGCACUCCUUCGGCAGCUGCUGCCUGCGCUCCAGGCCACCCUGCAGAUGAAUCAUGGCAAUGUAGACAUGGGCAAAAUUAAUGAAGUCCUCACAGCCGCUGUCACACAAGCUUCCUUACAGUCUAUGCUUCAUAAGCUUCUCACUGCUGGACCGUCCGCUUUCAACGUCACUACUCUGCUUUCCCAAGCUGCUCAGCUUUCCACACAAGCUCAACAGUCCGGUCAGUCACCCAUG